Messenger RNA from Vespa crabro (European hornet), 2330 nucleotides. It is a transcript of the gene ath, whose product is annotated as ATP-dependent RNA helicase DHX33-like. The transcript is spliced from 8 exons. NCBI's taxonomy places the organism in Eukaryota, Metazoa, Arthropoda, Insecta, Hymenoptera, Vespidae. Gene Ontology annotation, biological process: positive regulation of transcription by RNA polymerase I. Gene Ontology annotation, cellular component: nucleolus; intracellular anatomical structure. Bases 142 to 2238 code for a protein of 698 amino acids. The record is from RefSeq and is a predicted model, not a curated record. Gene Ontology annotation, molecular function: ATP binding; RNA binding.
AAAAAACAAGUAUAUGAUUUUAUUCUCCCUCCCCUCUUUUCAUGCAAUAGAAGAAGAAGAAGAAGAGGUGCCGAUCGUACUAGGCUCGAGUCAGAGGAGAGUGGCACGAGUGUAUUAUACCGGUAAAAGUUGGCUCUCGAAAUGGGUGUUCACGACAAUGCGGACUCCAAGUACAAUGUUAUGGGUACGUCGAGUUUUUCCAAAUUAGCACCGAAACGACCGAACACUGUCGUUUUUGGGGAGAGUCCCGCCAAAGUACAGAAACACGAGGAGAGUAGUGGUUCAAGUUUUUCGAAUGUCGAGAAUACUACAGAACAAGGAACCGCCAGUGUGCAUCAACAAAGAAAAUCUCUGCCAGUUUAUCGGCUUCGUAAACGACUUUUGGAGGAGAUACGAAGAUACAGUACGUUGAUCAUUAUCGGAGAGACCGGUAGCGGCAAAACGACGCAAAUUCCACAACUGUUGCUCUCCUCCGGAAUAGCUGGUGUUAGCGGUCGCGUGGGUGUAACGCAACCACGGAGGGUCGCCGCAGUGAGCAUAGCUCGUAGAGUAGCACAGGAGCAGGGGGUAGAAACUGGUAAGCUGGUGGGUUACUGCGUACGAUUCGAGGAUGUGACGUCACCUCAAACCAGGAUCAAGUACCUGACCGACGGUAUGAUGGUACGGGAAGCAAUGACCGACGAGAUACUCUCGGAUUACUCGGUGGUGAUAUUGGACGAGGCUCACGAGAGAUCCGUUCAGACGGACGUCCUUCUAGGUGUUACCAAACGAGCGCAGAAUUUGAGGAAACUGAAGAACUUGCCGCCACUGAAAUUGCUGGUCAUGUCGGCGACGAUAGACGCCGAUAAGUUCGCCAAGUAUUUCCACGCGCCUGUCCUAUAUCUCGAGGGUCGACAGCAUCCAGUGAAGAUCUAUCAUGCUGUGAAGAGUCAAGAGGAUUAUGUUUUUUCUAGCAUGGUCACGGCUUUUCAAAUCCACCGGGAGACACCGGCCAACGAAGACAUUCUCGUGUUCUUGACCGGACAGGAAGAGAUAGAAACUGCCGUAGUUAAUGCGAAACAGGUUGCCAAACAGUUGGACGGCAAGGGAUAUCCACCGUUGAAGGUAUUUCCACUCUACUCGGCUCUACCGACUCAUCAGCAGUUGGAAGCCUUCAAGCCGGCCCCCACGGGAAUGCGAAAGCUUAUUUUCUCGACGAACGUUGCCGAGACGUCCGUUACGAUAGGUGGUAUUCGACACGUGAUCGAUACCGGCGUGGUCAAAGCAAGAACGCAUCAUCCAACGACGGGACUGGACGUUCUGAAGGUGGAACAGAUCUCAAAGGCGCAAGCUUGGCAAAGGACAGGAAGAGCCGCUCGCGAGGCACCGGGAAAAUGUUACAGGACUUAUACAAAGGACGAGUUCGAGAGGAUGAAGGAGAUGCCAGUGCCGGAGAUACAAAGGUGUUCCCUAGCUGGAGUCGCUCUUCAGCUUCUCGCCAUUGGCGUCGAUAUUACUAGCUUCGAUUUUAUGGAGAGACCACCGAAGGAGGCGGUCGACGUAGCGGUGACAUGUUUGGAAAAGCUCGCUGCCGUGAAAGGUUCUCCGCCGCAAUUGACUACUUUAGGAAGAACGAUGUCUUUGUUCCCUUUGGAUCCUCGAUUUACCAAAGUGAUUCUAGCCUCCGUAGAACAUCGAUGUCUCGAGGAAGCUCUGACGGUGGUUGCCCUCCUGUCCGGAGAAUCGAUAUUUACCGAUCCACCGGCCAAGAGACAGCAGGCUUAUGCCGCCAAGUCACGAUUCGCCUCUCCCGAGGGGGACCACGUAACCUUAUUAAAUGUUUUUCGUGGUUAUACGAGCACCGGCAGUCAGAAAAAGGUUUGGUGCCACGAGAAUUUUCUACACCAUCGGAAUUUGGAAUAUGCCACGGAGGUACGAAAGCAGCUCGCUACUUUGGCGGAACGUGCGAAUUUGGAUAAGGCCAGCUGCGGAACAAAUACGGAACAGCUUAGGAAGGCUCUUCUCGAAGGGCUAUACGAGAACCUAGCGGAAUUACAAAGGGAUAAUAACACCUACGUCACGGUAAGCUCGAAACAGCCGGUGGCUAUACAUCCAUCCUCGACGUUACACGGUACGAAACCAUCUCUGAUAUUGUUCACGGAAAUCGUUGCCACAGGCAAGUGUUACCUCCGUGAUUUGUCCGUCAUCGAGAAUUCCUGGCUGUCGGAGAAAGGAGUCGUUGCGGUUAAACACGAAUGAUCGAUUUAUAUUUUAAUCCGAUGACUUUUAUCGAUACAGUCAACAAUGAAAAGAAACGUUCCACGUAUCGAAUAAAAGUUUUAUCCAAGUUA